AAAAGUCCCACCAUUGCCAACUUUGUGGAAAAAGCUUCUUGGCGGCAGGAUCUCUCAAAGCACACCAACGCAUUCACACAGGAGAAAAACCAUACAAAUGCCAUCAGUGCGAGAAAGCUUUCUCACAGGCACAACAUCUCAGACAACACCAAAAAACUCUUAGAGUACACCAACGCAUUCACACAGGAGAAAAACCAUACAAAUGCCGUCAGUGCGAGAAAGCCUUCUCACAUGCACAAUGUCUCAGACAACACCAACGUAUUCACACAGGAGACAGGCCCUUCCAUUGCCAACUCUGUGGGAAAAGUUUCACACGUGUAGAAAAUCUUAGAGUACAUCAACGCAUUCACACAGGAGAAAAAACAUACAAAUGCCAUCAGUGCGAGAAAGCUUUCUCACAGUCAGGAAAUCUCAGACAACACCAACUUAUUCACACAGGUGUCAAACCAUACAACUGCCAAAUCUGUGAGAAAAGUUUCUCACAGUCAGGACAUCUCAGGAAACACCAACGCAUUCACACAGGGGAGAGGCCACACUACUGUCAACUCUGUGGGAAAACGUUCUCAGACACAAGGGAUCUGAGACGACACAAACACAUUCAUACUGGAGAGAAACCAUAUAAAUGUCAAUUCUGA
Molecule: messenger RNA, 635 nt
Organism: Engraulis encrasicolus (European anchovy)
Lineage: Eukaryota; Metazoa; Chordata; Actinopteri; Clupeiformes; Engraulidae
Product: zinc finger protein 570-like
Exons: 2
Biological process (GO): regulation of transcription by RNA polymerase II
Molecular function (GO): RNA polymerase II cis-regulatory region sequence-specific DNA binding; DNA-binding transcription factor activity
Source: RefSeq, a predicted model, not a curated record